Messenger RNA from Cryptococcus amylolentus CBS 6039, 2885 nucleotides. RefSeq lists its product as hypothetical. NCBI's taxonomy places the organism in Eukaryota, Fungi, Basidiomycota, Tremellomycetes, Tremellales, Cryptococcaceae. The record is from RefSeq and is a predicted model, not a curated record. The coding region runs from base 625 to 2769 and encodes 714 amino acids. The transcript is spliced from 9 exons.
UACUAGAGCACAUACACAAGGUCGGCGGUGUCCGUCGUGUGUUCCUGCUGGACGACGGGCGCAUCACGCUGCUCUGUUGUUGUUAUUCGCACCCCAUCACCUCUUUCUCGACUUUCUCAAUCCUCAACCUGGUACUCGACACGCUAUGACUCGCCGGGGUUGGACCAUAGCCGCUUUCGCUGCGGGGUUUAUCAUAGCAGUGGGGAUGCUCGGCUUCAAGAUUUGGUCCCCUCCGGACCUAGAUAUUUCAAGCGCUGUCCAGGAAAGGAGCAACACUCUGCCAGAGGUAUGUAUUGUCCCAUUUGCCCAGCGAAGGACACGGAGAAGCUCAAGGUCAUGUAGAUCCCUGCUUUGGUACUCCCCUCCAUCGUGCUCCCCGCCAAAUACAAACACGACAUCUCCGCCCACGUCCCUUACCCCUUCAUCACCGGACGUCAUAUCAACGCUACCGUCCACCCAAUUCCCACUCUCCUCGCCCUCAAUCGCACUUCCUCUUCCGACACCCCAGAGUACCCAGAGUACUCUUCCACACAUGACCAAUUUUGGGGCAAACAAGUCGCCUACACUGCCCCUAGCUACGAGAACGCAGCGGCUAUUGGCUUUGACUGGGCGAGUGUCACAAGAAUGGACAUGUCUGUGAAGCACGAACGAUUCGAUCGUUUGCUCUGGAAUAACGGGAAGCCCCAAACGACGUAUUGGGAUACCACGCGCUUGGGUCUCGAGCGAGGUAUCCGUAAACCUUACAACGACUGGAAUAAAGUCACAGGCCGGAUGAGCUUGACCUCUUUUCGUACCGCAUUGUUCACAAAGCUUUAUAGAGUUCACUACAGUCUCGUGGGGGUGCAAGACCGCCGGAGAGGGGUUUAUCAUAUCUACGGUUUUCCUCAAGGCUCGCCGCCGAGCCUUGGCAAUGCCACAGAGAUGUUGAGCAAGGCUUUGGGUGAGGAGGGGUUGGAGAGGAAGGUGUCCUCGAUUUUGGCGAAUGUGACAGACGAUGACCUUCCGACGACGUGGCUGAUGCAAAAGCUCCAAGCACGCAACCCCCACUGUCCUCUCUUCAUCCAACUCACCCUCCCUCCCCUCGUCAACCUCUCCUCCAACCCACAGACCAUCGAUCCAGAGUGGACGAAUGUAGACUACUACAAUGCACCGCCAGGCUUGGCCGGUGUUGCCGUGGCGGAUGGAUGUGGUUGGGUCCUGGGAUUUUCGGGGGGCGUUGAUGCGGAGGAGAUUGCACAUUCAAAUAUGUGGUUCUGGAGCUGGCGUUCCUUCGAUGUUCUACUAUCCUCUGGCCAAGGCUUGACCUCUUUCGCUUUACGCCUCUAUAUAACCUUUGGCCAAGACAAGUCUAUCUCCAAGCAUCUUUCACGGGGCACACUCUACCUCCUUACAUUGGCGGACUGGUAUACGUUUAUCAUAAUGCUGGCAAGAGGGUUCUUCGACGGUGACGGGGUGAUGAUCGGGGUGUUGAUGCCGUUCUUCCUAACCGCGGUGGCCAAUCUCAUCAUCUGCUUUGUGGCUGUCUUUUAUAUCGAUGAAAUAUGGAGGAAGGAAGAUAUAGUAGGCCCGAAUGCCUCGCCCAUCCCACCUGCGUCAUUCAUCCCUCUUACUCGGCCCCACAACAUACUCGAAGCGGCGAUUUCCAAGUUGGCUACAAACUUUAGACUAAGCAACGUCAUCACGAUUAUAAUCCUCGGCACGCCAUUCAUCCUCAGAACCCCACUUCUCCACGAAUCAUUCCUCCUUCCAACCACCUUCUUCAUCCUUUACUCCUAUUGGGUACCUCAAAUCCUACGUUAUGCCCAGAUAGGGAGCGUCUUUCUUUUCCACUGGUUCUUCAUCGUGAAUCAAAGCGUAUCCAUAUCUUGUACCACGUUGUUGGUCAAUUUCUACGCUAUCACGGCCAGCCCGACGGAAGUAGGCGCAUACCCCAAAUGGCCGCUCGUCACCGUAGCUUGGCAGCUCCUUCAGAUUGGUAUCCUUUACGCUCAGGACAGUUAUGGUCCGAGAUCUCGAUACCUUCCUCACUGGCUUGCACCAAAAUUCCACUUCUACCAGCCGAUCCUCUCUCCACCGAUAGCAUCCAUGCUCGGAGUCGACAGCGAGGGCACGGCUCCGUGUCGGAUCUGCUCGGAAAGUGUGCAUUUCCCGAUUAUCCCCUUGGAUCACCCUUUCUACACGUCGUACGACACUUAUGUUAAAGAGGAAGGGAAAAGGUUGAAAGAGCAUUCGGAAAAAUUGAAAGAGAAAGCGGAAAGAUUGAGAGAGAAAGCGAGAAGUUUGAGAGAGAAAGCGAAAAGUUUGGAAGAGAAAGAGCUUGAAGCGAAAGAGAGGAACCAGGUCUUGGAAGAGCAUGAUGGGGUGGGAGGGGAUGGGGUGAAGGAGAAGGGAGAUGACAUCAAGGUACCUCCUGUCAACAGCGGAGGUAACGUCGCCAAAGUCGACGAAGUCGAAGCCAUCCUAAAAACAGAGCCUCCAAACCCGUCCGACGCUGAGCCUCCACUCGUUCCCCCUAUCCACGCCGACCGAGAAGACAGUAAUCUCUUCAGUCCCUCCGAGCUCGCCAACCUCCUCGGAGAAGAUGAACAGGGCGAUAGAACAAGAAACCUAUGGGCCACGGAUUACGCUAUGGGACCUUGUGGACAUCUUUAUCAUCUAUCGUGCUUGAAAGUAUACCUACUCGAGAAUGGUACCUGUACAGUUUGUGUGCGAAGGCUGCCUAAGUUGGAUGAUUGGAAUGUACUGAAGAAGGGCGAGGAGAAAGAUUGAAGAUGAGCAACUAGCCUGGGAGGAUCUGAGCAUCGCGAUACUGCGCGUAGUCAAAGACCAUUAGUAUCCACAGUACUUUUACAAGUUUCCACGAGCAUGCACAUUGACAUCGCGCG